AUGCCGCCUCGCGCCUCCUUGACCUCCUCCUUCUCCGUGUCGGAUGAGAACAACGUUGUCGUGUGUCCGCUGAAGAACCACGAUGGCUCGGGUUGUAGGAAGCGCUGCACCGGCGAGAAACGAUAUCGCUCCAUGCAGGAGCACAUCCGCCGGGCGCAUCCUGAGCACUACAUCUCAAAGCUGCCGGCCACCGAGGAGAGCUUCACAUUGAUGGUCAACACUCCACCCUCGGAGCGACCUCCCCCCCCACCGCCAAAUGCGUCGUCCGGAGGCCCGCCAGGUUACGCCAACGACAUCAAUGCCUUCUACAACGAUGGCUACAGCUCCACGACGCCGCGGACCUCGGACGAGAUGCGUCGAGGUUCGCUGCUACCCGCCGCGAGCGCAGCAGCAGCCCUAGCAGCACUACACACGCACCGCCCAGACUUCGAUUGGGACUCCGAGCCAGACGCCUACUCUGAGCCAGAGUCGAAGGUCUAUAAGCCUCGAGCGCGAUUCGCUCCCGUCACACAGGAACAACACUUCAAUGCUGACGAACCAUACUACACUUCAGCUGCACUACAGCGCGAGUUAUUGCCUUCGUCGUUAGCGCGGUCACCUCCUGGCCGCUCAUCGACGCUCCCUCCUAUUCCUCGCUCUAUAAAACCUAAUCGGCCCCGCAAGAACUCUGUGGGGCAGAAUGCUCGCAAGCCAAAGCAUGAACGAACAAAAUCCAAAGAGCACGCUCGAAGAAUGAGCCAUGAUAGAAAGGCAUUUUCUGCCGAACCACAAACAGCUGCAGCUAUAUAUGGCAAGAGGUGGGAGGAUCUGAUCGAUGCAGCAGCUUCAGCAACUGAAGAGGACAGCCGAGAUCUUACACCUAUACCUGGCUCGCCCCACCACUCCCCACACAUGCUUAACCGAGCGUCUCUGCCUCCAUUCGUUGCGUCUCAAUUCCAAUCAUACACCGCAUCUCCGUUGCAGAAGACACUGACGCCGCCGCCACCGGAACACAAUGAUCUCCAACCAUUCCCUUCCGUCGAAUCGUCUAUUGAGUCAAUCCAGUCAGGGCAAAAUUUCCACAUGACAGCUCAGGGUCUAUCAGAUUCUUCCCCCAUGUUCCUACAACCUGUACAAAUAUACUGUGCAGCUUGUCGACGACUAUCCAUUCUCAAGGAAAGCUAUGCUUGUACAGAAUGCAUAUGUGGACUCUGUCAAGAUUGUGUAGACGUAUUAGUAAGCGCACAGAGCCGAGGACGCAUUUCACGAUGUCCGCAAUGUGGUGCAAUCGGCGGGAAGUUUAAACCGUUUCAACUCGACAUAAGAUGA
Messenger RNA from Mytilinidion resinicola, 1308 nucleotides. RefSeq lists its product as uncharacterized. The coding region runs from base 1 to 1308 and encodes 435 amino acids. The transcript has 5 exons. Lineage: Eukaryota; Fungi; Ascomycota; Dothideomycetes; Mytilinidiales; Mytilinidiaceae. The record is from RefSeq and is a predicted model, not a curated record.